Molecule: messenger RNA, 738 nt
Organism: Debaryomyces tyrocola
Lineage: Eukaryota; Fungi; Ascomycota; Pichiomycetes; Serinales; Debaryomycetaceae
Source: the annotation of a GenBank genome assembly
AUGAUCAUAGACUACUAUGUUAUUAAUGACCCCGAGACCGUGGAACUUGGCAUAACUCUAAGGUCAGCGAUAGCAGGCUUUUUCUAUAAGGAUAAUACAGACGCGCUCAGUACAAAAGAGAAAUUAGCCGGACUAAUUGAAAUAAGUCAGAAGACCAAAGGGCCAGAUCCAUUAGCGAAUGUGCUUCCUCGACUUGUGGAAGAACUCACACCAAGUCGUAAACGGAAACGUAGCAAGAUAUCUGGGAGUCAACUUCGAAAACGAUUGAUCACUAUAGAAGAAAGCAAUGAAGUCGACUUUGACGCCAUUCGAGGUAACACAUUUUGUCGUAUAAUAUACAACCCUGUUGCAUCUUUUCCUAAUUUGGGGUUACUGCUUCCGACCACAGUGUUUGUUAAAUGGUAUAACUAUCCUGAGCAGGCUCAAGAAAAUUUUCCAGAUAGAGAUAGUUACUAUGACAUGUACGUCAAUGAACUUGAAAUUAAUGAGAUACUUGCAAGUUCUCCCUUUGCUGCAAACUUCGCAAAGAUUAUAGUAUCUGGAUACUGGAAUGGUAUUCCAAGCCAGCCGAUGCAUAUACUUGAAGAUUUGGGAGAAGAAAUGCAAUCUACUGAAUGUGAUAAAUGUAAGGUGCGUAAGUUAAGGAGAGGCUCGCGGAACUUCAUCUGUUGGGUAUUUCGCAUAAUGAUAUUAGACUCGACAAUAUACAUUUUUCAAUAUCGGGAAGGGUCACUUUGA